AUCCCGGUGCAGGGUGGGGCAGGGCUGUCCCAUUCUCCCGCAAGCCUCCUGGGCACAGGAGAAAACUGAGAAAACUGGGCACAGGCAGGCGCUGGCUGGGGAGGGCACCAGCCGAGCUCCUAGCCCCUUCCUUACGCCUCUGCCCUAGGCCAUGGCUCCAGGCCCUGGCCUCCCUGCCUCUCUGGCUCUGUGCAGACCCCGAGCCCCGGCGGCGCCCGACGACAAGGCUCCACACUGCGCCGUGCCGGGCACCGUGCUCCUGCUGCUCGCCUACCUGGCUUACCUGGCGCUGGGCACCGGCGUGUUCUGGGUGCUGGAGAGCCCCGCGGCGCGUGACUCCAGCGCGAGGUUCCAGCGCGAGAAAUGGGCGCUGCUGCAGAACUUCACGUGUCUGGAUGGCCCGGCGCUGGACUCCCUGAUCCGGGGCAUCGUCCAAGCGUACCAAAGUGGGGACAUCGUCCUUGGCAACACCACCAGCAUGGGGCGCUGGGAGCUCGUGGGCUCCUUCUUCUUUUCUGUGUCCACGGUCACCACGAUUGGCUACGGCAACCUGAGCCCCCAUACGAUGGCCGCCCGCCUCUUCUGCAUCUUCUUUGCUCUUGUGGGGAUCCCGCUCAACCUCGUGGUGCUCAACCGACUGGGGCAUCUCAUGCAGCAGGGAGUGCAUCACUGUGCCCGCAGCCUGGGGGGCGCCUGGCAGGACCCUGCCAAGGCUCGGUGGCUGGCAGGCUCCGGUGCCCUCCUCUCGGGCCUCCUGCUCUUCCUGCUGCUGCCCCCACUACUCUUCUGCCACAUGGAGGGCUGGAGCUAUGUAGAGAGCUUCUACUUCGCCUUCAUCACCCUCAGCACCGUGGGCUUCGGCGACUACGUGAUCGGGAUGGACCCCUCCCGGAGGUACCCGCUGUGGUACAAGAAUACAGUGUCCCUAUGGAUCCUCUUUGGGAUGGCGUGGCUGGCCUUGAUCAUCAAACUCAUCCUCUCCCUGCUGGAGACCCCGGGGAGAUCAUAUUCCUGCUACCACCACAGCUCCAAAGAGAACUUCAAGCCCCAAAGCUGGAGGCAGAGCCCCGAUGGGGAGGCAGAACCCCGUUUGCCACAGUCAGGCUGCUGUCCAGAGGGGCCUGUGAGAAUCAUGCAGCAUCCAGAACCCUCUACUCAGGUCUCAUGUUGUGGAAAGGGCAACUAGUUAUACUCCCGUAUGCGUUCCAUCUUCCUCAGUAACAAGAGCCCUGGCUUUAAGCUUGGCACAUAACCACCCAGACUAAAGACUACUUUUUUUUUAUCUUCCCUUGAGGCUAUUUGCAGCUAUAUGGUUAAAUUCAGCCCAAUUGAAUACACGGAGAAGAAUCCUGUGGGACUUAUGACUGACUUUUUGUGGCAGGUAGUGUGCUCCUCUUCACUACUUCCUUUUUCUAGCUGGCUGCAAUACUGAUAUAGUGGCUGGAGCUCUGGCAACCAUACUGCACCAUGAGGUAGAGGCCAUGUUUGAGAUCGGUGACACAGUAAGACAGGAAGAGCCUGGGUUCCUGAUGGUUGAAGAGCUUCCAUAACAAUCUGGACCGAAUACCUUCAGACUUCAUUUGUGUGAGUGAAAAAUAAAUGUCGAUCUCGUUUACUACA
Acinonyx jubatus (cheetah) is the source of this 1620-nucleotide messenger RNA. It is a transcript of the gene KCNK17, whose product is annotated as potassium two pore domain channel subfamily K member 17. Gene Ontology annotation, biological process: potassium ion transmembrane transport; stabilization of membrane potential. Gene Ontology annotation, cellular component: membrane. The record is from RefSeq and is a predicted model, not a curated record. The transcript has 5 exons. Lineage: Eukaryota; Metazoa; Chordata; Mammalia; Carnivora; Felidae. Gene Ontology annotation, molecular function: potassium ion leak channel activity. The coding region runs from base 152 to 1186 and encodes 344 amino acids.